AUGCCUCCAACUCAGCGUCUCUUACUCGCCAACUCGGCCGCUCUGGCCACUUCCAUCGGCGCCGCCGCAGUCUACCUGGCCUUCGUUCAGUCCCCGCCAACGCUGGAACGCAUGGUAGCAAAAACCGCAUCGACAACCUUGCUCUCGGCCACAACUGUCAUCCGGAAUGGGCCUUCUCUCCUGGCGUUGGCGUUGGCUUUCGGGUCCCUCGGCGAUGCCUUCCUCGCAUGGGACGAUGACAACAACGAAGAUGACACGAAAUUUCUAUUCGGACUCGCCAGUUUCCUAGUGGCUCACCUUUUCUACAUCGCGGUGUUCUGGCGGAGCACGGGGAGCAACGGCAAGCGCAAAUCGCUGUUCUCGGGCUGGCGCGCCGUCCCCGCGGGCGUUUUAGUGUUGUUCGUCCCCAUCAUGCUCGCCUCGCUCGUGCCGCAACUCGAUAGCAACCUGCGAGUCCCCGUCAUCGGCUACUCGGCGGUCAUCUUCGUCAUGGCGCAAAGCGCACUCACCUUAGAACACCACCAAGUCAUUGCUGGGAGCCUCCUCUUUGCCGCUUCGGACAGCAUUCUGGCGGCAGACCGAUUCUUGGUUCCCACGCAUUCACCGUACAGGGUGUGGAUGCAGUACGCCGUUUGGGUUCUGUACUAUGCUGGUCAACUGCUGAUUGCGUUGGGCCUUACACCUUUGUAA
Dichotomopilus funicola is the source of this 690-nucleotide messenger RNA. RefSeq names its product YhhN-like protein. NCBI's taxonomy places the organism in Eukaryota, Fungi, Ascomycota, Sordariomycetes, Sordariales, Chaetomiaceae. Gene Ontology annotation, molecular function: hydrolase activity. Gene Ontology annotation, cellular component: membrane. The transcript has a single exon. Bases 1 to 690 code for a protein of 229 amino acids. The record is from RefSeq and is a predicted model, not a curated record.